Messenger RNA from Aspergillus alliaceus, 2098 nucleotides. RefSeq names its product putative RGS domain protein (Rax1) (gene rgsB). The record is from RefSeq and is a predicted model, not a curated record. Gene Ontology annotation, biological process: intracellular protein localization. Lineage: Eukaryota; Fungi; Ascomycota; Eurotiomycetes; Eurotiales; Aspergillaceae. Gene Ontology annotation, cellular component: plasma membrane. The coding region runs from base 421 to 1539 and encodes 372 amino acids. The transcript is spliced from 3 exons.
GGAGGCUUUACCUGAAGGCUGGGCUUCUGUUUCUACAAUUCUUUCUCUGCUUCUUCUGCAGCCUGAAUUCCUUGCUGGAUUUUGAAUGGGUUGUGUUUGAUAUCGGGGUUUCAGCUGCAACCCGGUGGCUGUUUGUUUACUCUCCUCUACUCCCCUCCCCCAGGGGCUCCUGUUUCGGACGGGCUUCGAAAUUUCUUGACUACUCACGAUACUCUUUCUUCCAAUUUCCACACCCAAAUCAUUAUCCCUAGUCGCUCAUUACUCGAUUCGCUUGCCAGUAUUCUUCAUUACAGCAAUCAUAAUCUUAAUUGGACUCUUGCGGUUUAUCUACAACUAAUCGCCCACGCUACCCGACCUCGACAUUCAUUCCCCUUUUCUUAGAGCAAUUUUUUUCCUUCGACAUACGAUCAUUUAGUAAAGAUGGCGUCGCCUUCACUUACGGACUUGGAACAGCGGAAUCGCCUCCCGACCCUUUUCGAAGUCCUUAGCCGUCGCACUCUUGCUCCCGUCGAUCUUUUUUCGUUUUACAUUUACAUGCGGGACCAACAGCGAUCUGUAGACUAUCUGGACUUUUGGCUUGAUGUUUCGCAGCAUAUGUCCUUGUGUCGUCAUUAUGUUCGAGAGUUACGCCGAUCGGUUCUAGUAGCUACACCCGAUUUGGAGAAAGCGGAUAGCAAAGGCUCUUCUGAUGCGUUAGGGAACCUCGAUAACUUCGGUGACAUUCCCCUAGUGGAAGCUGGUCCCUCUGGUUUGCGCCAUGGUAACCAUGAGCCGGAUGAUCAAGACGCUGAUCAGAGAUUGUCGGCGUUCCUGCGCUCCGAUGGCCAUAAUUCCGGGCAUUCACCUCAAAAUAGCAUUGGUUCGCAGAAUGCCGCCCGUACACCAUCAAAUGAACAGCUACCUCGCGCAAGCUCUGGAACGCGGAAUGAUUCGACGUCGCCUGGUCACACUGUGGCACGGGCUGAUAUUCGCGCAAGCGCAGAGAAGAUUCUGUAUACCUACCUGCUCCCCGGCGCGGAAAGAGAAAUCGUGCUGCCCGAGGACAUGGUAUCUACAAUCAUUAGCCUGGUUGAAGAUGAUGGUAGAGAUGACCCAGAAGUAUUCGAUCCAGCAAAAGACUACGUUUUCCAGGCGAUGGAACGCGAUGCAUUCCCAGGGUUUUUGCAGGCGAAGGCCCUGGGCAAUCUUGUCCCACUGAGUAUAGUUGCACGCCUCGCCUUUGCUCUUAUAAGUUUCGGGGGCGGUUUCUGGGGUGCAUUUUAUGUUGUCCUUCGUGACAAGCCAAGGCACAUCCGUUGCUGGUUGAUAUUACCGUUUCUUGUUGCCUCCUAUUUUAUUGUCUCAUACCAGUAUAAGAUCGAUCCUGUCAUGGCGUUUCUCGGAUACAGUGAAUACACCUUUAUGAACUGGUCACAAAUCCGGGAGCCUUAUGUGCGGAAGUUGUUGAACAAACGCUCUACAGCAACCUUAUUAAUCGCUGCUUUCGUCGCUGCCGCUCUCAGUAUCCUGUUCAUCUUCGUUCCUGGCACCAUGCUCUAAGCUCGCUGGCGUUACAUCUGCCAGAAUCCACCAAGUCCCACAUCUCGCUAGCAUUCACUUUAUUACCCUUAUCGGAAGCUUACUGCGGACAUGAUAUCCGGCUUUAUACAGCCGGCCAUUUUUGAUCAUACGCUACGAAGCCCGGCAUACAAGACCACGAUGUCGCCUUGGCUUCGUCCAUUCAGUUUCAUGACAACUGAGAACGUGCUGCUCUAAAUUGGAUGCCUAAAUAUGUGAAAGAAGUGUUUUUCUUCUCUUCCAUCGUCGAGAUAUUGAACCCAUGUGGCAAGGCGACAUGGUAAGCUCGUUUCCACGGAUCCGUAAUGGCUCAGCCUCCGGUCAUAGGGGUUCGUGUUCAUCCCUCGAUUUUGUCAACAUGGGGUCUUUUUUUUUCUCCUCUUUUUGAUUCCUUUCCUGUCCAUUUACAUUCUCCGAAUACCCCAUUUCUGCUAAACUUGUCUGUUAAACAUUUUUCAGCGAGUCUUUUGGUUUAGUGUUAGAUGCAUGAUAAUUAGGCUAUACAAUGUGACAUAAGUAAUGCGAGGAAUCAAGUCCGAGG